AAUCCGUUGAAGUUUGUGGGGUAACAGUGAGUGUAACCUUCCGCGCUCAGUAAGAAGUGCUGAGGCUAGGGCCGCCGCCAUUUUGAAUGUCUGGUCCCUUCCUUCCUCCGUCGCGCAUAGAGAGAAGAUUCCGGUUGUUUUCUGGUGUCGUUACGGCUGAGGAUGCCAGCUCCGAUCAGACUGCGGGAGCUGAUCCGGACCAUCCGGACGGCUCGGACCCAGGCCGAGGAGCGAGAGAUGAUCCAGAAAGAAUGCGCAGCGAUCCGAUCAUCCUUCAGAGAAGAAGACAACACUUACCGCUGUAGAAACGUUGCAAAGCUGCUGUAUAUGCACAUGUUGGGUUAUCCGGCACAUUUCGGGCAGCUGGAAUGUCUGAAGCUGAUCGCCUCACAGAAGUUCACCGACAAGAGAAUAGGGUACCUGGGGGCCAUGUUGCUGUUGGACGAGAGGCAGGACGUCCAUUUACUAAUGACGAACUGCAUUAAGAACGAUCUAAAUCACAGCACACAGUACGUCCAGGGACUGGCCUUGUGCACCCUAGGCUGUAUGGGAUCGUCAGAAAUGUGUCGCGACCUGGCCGGGGAGGUGGAGAAGCUCCUCAAGACGUCAAAUUCCUACUUGAGGAAAAAGGCAGCGCUGUGUGCGGUUCACGUCAUCCGGAAGGUUCCGGAGUUGAUGGAGAUGUUCCUGCCGGCGACAAAAAACCUGCUGAGCGAGAAGAAUCACGGAGUUCUCCACACGUCUGUCGUUUUACUCACUGAAAUGUGCGAACGAAGUCCCGACAUGCUCACCCACUUCAGAAAGCUGGUUCCUCAACUGGUGCGAAUCCUGAAGAACCUGAUCAUGUCUGGAUACUCUCCUGAACACGACGUGUCCGGCAUCAGUGAUCCCUUCCUGCAGGUGCGGAUAUUGAGGCUGCUGAGAAUUCUGGGAAAGGGCGACGACGACUCUAGUGAAGCUAUGAAUGACAUUCUUGCACAGGUUGCGACAAACACAGAGACGAGUAAAAAUGUAGGCAAUGCGAUCUUGUAUGAAACUGUUCUGACUAUUAUGGACAUCAAAUCAGAGAGUGGAUUAAGGGUAUUAGCUAUUAAUAUCCUGGGACGUUUUCUUCUCAACAAUGACAAAAACAUCAGAUAUGUGGCGCUGACGUCUUUACUGAAAACGGUGCAGACAGACCACAAUGCAGUUCAAAGGCAUCGGAGUACCAUCGUGGACUGUCUGAAAGACCUGGACGUCUCCAUCAAAAGACGUGCGAUGGAGCUGAGUUUCGCCCUGGUCAACGGAAACAACAUCCGUGGGAUGAUGAAGGAGCUGCUAUAUUUCCUGGACUCGUGCGAUCCGGAGUUCAAAGCCGACUGCGCGUCUGGGGUCUUCCUGGCCGCUGAGAAGUAUGCACCCUCUAAAAGAUGGCACAUAGACACCAUUAUGAGGGUGUUAACAACGGCGGGGAGUUACGUCCGAGACGACUCUGUCCCUAACCUCAUUCAGCUCAUCACCAACAGUGUGGAGAUGCAUGCUUACACCGUGCAGAGACUCUACAAAGCCCUGCUGGAUGACAUCUCACAGCAACCUCUGGUGCAGGUGGCGUCCUGGUGCAUAGGAGAGUACGGAGACCUGCUGGUGUCAGGCCAGUGUGAGGAGGAGGAACCCAUUCAAGUUACAGAAGAUGAGGUCUUGGAUGUUUUGGAAGGUCUUCUCGUCUCCAACUUGUCCGCCCCCGUCACCCGAGGUUACUCGCUGACUGCCAUCAUGAAGCUGUCCACUCGUUUCAGCGGUGUGAAUCGAAUAAAGAAAGUGGUGUCUAUAUAUGGCAGCAGCAUAGACGUGGAGUUACAGCAGAGAGCUGUGGAGUACAAUGCGCUUUUCAAGAAAUACGAUCACAUGAGGCCGGCCUUGUUGGAGCGAAUGCCCAUUAUGGAGAAAACGGCUACUAACGGCCCGACGGAGAUCGUACAGACCAACGGAGAGACGGAACCUUCUGUACUGGACACGAAACACCCGCCCAGCAUCGCUCAGACAAAUCAGGCGAAUGAUUUGUUGGACUUGCUCGGAGGUAACGACGUCCCGGUGAUCCAAACGACUCUGCCGACUAAACCCGCCUCAGCCGGAGGAGAGCUGCUCGACCUACUCGGGGAUCUCUCUCUCUCUGGUGGUCCGACCCCUGCCCCUGCUCCUACUGUACCCGUAUCCCAGCCGCCGUUCCUCCUGGACGGUCUCUCCUCACAGCCGCUCUUCAACGACACUGCAGCAGCUAUUCCUCCGAUGACGGCGUACAACAAGAACGGCUUGAAAAUCGAGUUCACCUUCGAGAGGUCCAACCCGAACCCUAACGUUUCGGUCAUCACCAUCCACGCCUCCAACUCCACCGAGGCGGACAUGGCCGAGUUUGUGUUCCAGGCUGCGGUACCAAAGACGUUCCAGCUGCAGCUCCUCUCUCCUAGCAGUAAUAUUAUCCCAGCGCUCAACCAGGGAAGCGUCACGCAAGUCAUCAGGGUUCUUAACCCGCAGAAGCAACAGCUGCGAAUGCGCAUCAAGCUGACGUACAACUACAAAGGCUCUCCCGUUCAGGACAUGGCCGAGGUCAACAACUUCCCCCCUCAGUCCUGGCAGUGAUUGUGCUGUUCACUCGAUCUGUAACACACACACACACACACACACACACACACACACGCACACACACACACACACGUACGUACGUAUACAUGUGCGCGCAUACACACACCCGCAAACCCCAAUCAAGGGAACUGUGAGCUAUGGAGCACCCUUCCUCAUCCCUGACUGGCUCCCUGUGACAUAACGGCACAUCGCUGCCCUGGGGUUGCAUGGGAAAAACAGGGGAAUUUUUCCAACACACACACGAUGGUGUGAAAACCAUGAUUAUGAUGACAAUGAUGAACGCUUUCCCUUUUUUCUGUUUUGUCUGUCUGCUUCAGAAUUAGCACAUCACUUCUAUUAUCAGCUCGCACACGGGUACUCGGUUUAGUGUAUACACACACCCACACCCACACCCACACCCUAAGCUGACCCUGACCCUCUUUCUGUCUGGUCUAUACAUGGCAUAUUCCACUCGACGGUCACUCUGGGGAGGAGCUUGUUGGAACGAGCUUUUGAUUUGUCUUGAUUUUCAUGAUUUUUAAUCGUAAUAGGCUUCAUUUUUUUUUAGAUGAAAGAUUAACAAAAAAUUCAUAGCGUUAGGCACUUUUUUUUUUUUUUUUUUUUUUUUUUUUAAGGCAUUUCAGAGUCGGUUUAUAUACCGGAGGCAUUUCACGAAGAACAACAAAACUGGCGAGACGAAACGUUCGAGUCAUCAGCUUUACCUUUCGCGAACGCGCGAUUUCGCCGAUCGGCUAUUCGCUACUCUAUAGUCUUCGUUGCACGUUGUACACCUUUUUGCUUAAACCGCAGUUCGACUCUGAGGUGGUGGAAAUCUGGGAGGGGGUCGGCUUAUUUGUCCUGCGUUCUCACACAACACGCGGCGAAGUCACGGGCCGUCGUUCAUUUCGUACGUACGUGCGCGUGAUUUCAACGAGCGACUUUUCCAAGUUCCGCGCAAAUCAGGAACGACUUGUUGGCUAAAAUGAUAACACACACGUGAAUCGUUCCUCGGACCGAUCCUACGACGCAGGUGGUCCGACCGUUUCUUCGGUUUGCGACGUCCAAAAAUAGAAGAAGGAAAAAAAAAAGCCACUGGUUUUUCGGCGCAGUUCCAUUUUAUACCAUCAUUAAAUGCGUAUAGAGACGUUAGAGGGGAAAUGAAGCUUGGACGGGGGUAACAGAUCGCUGGAGCCUCUACGUGGCUAGUACGAUUAGCUAGCAUUGCUAAUCUGACAGCGUAGCUAGUACAAUGCCGAGCAUGUAAUGUUUUAAAAAAAACAAAAAAGACAAGAAAAAACCUUCUUUUUUUUUUUUUCUUUCUUUCUUUCUUUCUUUCUUUUUUUUUUAAACACAGAUGUUCAGUUUGAUUAUUUAGCUUUAGGUAGUUUCUAUAGCUACUACCAUUUCUCAUCGAACGUUAAAAAGAAAGAAAAAAAAAACUCACUAAAGGCCACGCCCACAGUCGGGAAAACUUCUCGCCCGUCCGUGUGAACGUAGGUUUGUUUGUACAGAUCAAUUCUUUCACAGCGUUCACGUUAGACACACAUUGGUGGGGUUGUUUUUGUUUUUUUUUUGUCUGUGUGUUUGUUUUUUUUUCCGUCAAGUCGGAAUUCCCCGUGUCUCUGUUUAGUAUUUUGUCGCGAUACAAAGACGUCGUUUGACAAAAAGUCGUCGCUUAAACAUCCGUGCAAUCCGGAGACGGGUCGAAAUUUGACACUGUAUACGAGGUCCAUCAUGAAUGUAGUUGCAUGCACUGAGUUAAUACGUUUAUUCUAUUUUUUUUUUUUGAAGUGAAAAAACAAAACAAAACCCUGUCGCCUGACUUUAAAGCAUCGUGCCUUUUUCGCCAUAAUGGUUAACGCCGGACCGAUUGAUUGGCUGCUUUCUGUCGGAGGAACGUUUAUUACAUUCGUGGCGGAUCUCCAGGAUGUGACGUAGGUGUGUGAGUCUGCGUGUGAGGUCUGAGGUGUGAACUUUCCCCCUGACUAUCUCCUGUUUUUCAGAAAAAACAUUGGAAGCAGUAACUGAAAUACCUCGUGUUUUAUUUUAAUUUUUUUUCCAUUAGGAUCAAAACGGUAUAUCAAGGCAUUUUUGAGUGAUUUGGGGGGGGAGACACUUCUGUAUCCUUUCAAACACGUCACUAACAAAUCUCAGUCUUCACUUACUGACUUACACACACUGACCAGGUAGAUUUUUAGUUCAGUGACCAAAUCAGAGCUUAUGUGUAUAUGGUGAAGAAGAAAAGGGGGGGGGGGGGGGGGGGUCAGUGUGCGUUGUUACUUGAUUUUUUUUUUUUCUUCUUUCUUUUCCCUCCGCCUUUCUUCCUUCUCUCGUGAUGUCUUGGGACUUUUUUUUUCCUGUACAUAUUGAGGGCUUUUAAGAUGCAUCUAUCCUUUUCACCUUUUUUGUUUCUCUUUUUUUUUCUUUUUAAACAUAUUGACCCCUUUUUCUAAUCUAAAAUCCUACGCAGUGAUCAGUCUAAUUUAAUAACGUCCCUGUUUGAUUGUUUAUUCAGAAGAAAAUGUAUUAUCUGCUGCCUGUAUAUUGUAUAUAACUUGUAAAAGAUGACGGUGGGGGGAGGGGGAAUCAAAAAUCAAAUAAACUCCAAUUUGAAGACGUGCGGAGAUUAGUUAGGGGGCUGUACUUGUAUACAAGUGUAAAGAAUCAAAGUGCAUUUCUUUUUUCCUUUUGUUUUCUUCUCUGUUUGAUUUGCUAAUCACGUAGAUAGUGGUCAGAAUGUCGGUGGUUUGAUGCACUACUGAAAUGAGGUUUCGCAAUAUGAUGAAGGGACGGAUGAUGAUGAUGAUGAUGAUGCAUGCGCCGCAUCACCACCCUAACCCUCCUCACGCUUAGCUUUCUAUCAACGAAUCACCUUCAGGUCACUGUUGGCAUCGUCAUUACUUUUACAUGACUAGGAAACGACCAUUUCACUCGUAUGCCCAUAUAAUAUAUAUUAUAUUUUAUUUUCCCGUAAGUUCACCUCAGUGAAAGAUGCGCACUGAUUUUUUUCACGCUGGAGAGAGAUGAUUAACACCACACACAUUUCUGAUUGUUCUGUUCAUUCUCCGAGAUGCGGGUCUUCGAGUACCGGACCGAUCGAAGCUGUUACUGUGUCUUAAAUGUUUCUCUCCAUCCAUUUACUCGAUGAGGUGUAUGACUAAAAGGGGACUGGAGAACAAAAAGAAGGCGAGGAGGAAUACAAUCAGGCCCUAUGCUGCUUUUUAUGCUUGUUCUAUUCACUUAGCUCAAGUGUGUGUGUGUGUGUGUGUGUGUGUGUGUGUGUGUGUGUGUGUGUGUGUGUGUGUGUGUGGCGUGUUGCCGGAGAGGAGGAUCCGAGACUGAGCGAGUUGCCUUCCUGCACCUUUUCCUAACACCCCUCCCCCCGUCUGUUAAACAUCUUUUUUGUGUGUUGUUUCGGCUGCAAUGUUUUUUUUUGUUUGUUUGUUUUGUUUUGUUUUGUUUUUUUUCCGACUGCAUGUGGAAAAACCCUGAUUGUAAAUAUUUGUCAUUUUUACUCUUUCUGUAAAAAAAAAGAAAAAAAAAAGAAAAAAGAAAGAAGAAGGAAAAGAAGAACUUCCUGUCGAUGCAAGAGAAGAUGCGAUUCUUUAAAGUUUCCCCCCACAUCCAUCGUGUACCUUCUUUGGAGAAUCGUGUAACGGAAUUAAAACCCCACGCGCGGCGUUUCACCCCGUCUGAAAGAGUCGUUUAUCGCACACUUGGACGAUUCUCUCCUCCAUCCGUAUCCCCUGUUCGUUUAAAUAAAUAAAUAAAUCGAUAAUUUUUGGACUCUGAUCUUUACGGGGGCUUCUUUUUUACGCUCGCUGUCCAUCACGUUGUCCAAGUGUGUAGAGGAUGAUGAGGGUGGUGGUGGUGGUGGUGGUGGUGAUGAGGAUGAUGGGAGGGCUUGGGUGUACUUCAUACGUGCUGACGUUUUUUUUUUUUGUUGUUUCGUUUGUUUGUUUCCCCUCAUCGAUAAGUUUGACAUGCUGAACUGAAUCAGUGUCCCGUGUCUUCAAGGAGUGAGCGAGCGAGCGAGCGAGUGCUGGACUGAAAAUAAUUCAUGAUGAUGAAUGAAAAACUUGUAAUCUACUACAGUGGGAUAUUUUAGACUUAUGCUGUGUAUAAUUGUCUUUGGGUUGGAGAAAAUGACCAAGAGAAAUAAAACAUUUUAAAAAAGUCAAAACUAA
This is a messenger RNA of Ictalurus punctatus (channel catfish), 6785 nucleotides long. RefSeq names its product adaptor related protein complex 1 subunit gamma 1 (gene ap1g1). Gene Ontology annotation, biological process: intracellular protein transport; receptor-mediated endocytosis; Golgi to vacuole transport. Gene Ontology annotation, molecular function: clathrin-cargo adaptor activity. Bases 163 to 2616 code for a protein of 817 amino acids. Gene Ontology annotation, cellular component: AP-1 adaptor complex; membrane coat; Golgi apparatus. Lineage: Eukaryota; Metazoa; Chordata; Actinopteri; Siluriformes; Ictaluridae. The record is from RefSeq and is a predicted model, not a curated record. The transcript is spliced from 23 exons.